Salarias fasciatus (jewelled blenny) is the source of this 1883-nucleotide messenger RNA. It is a transcript of the gene c9, whose product is annotated as complement component 9. Gene Ontology annotation, cellular component: membrane attack complex. The transcript is spliced from 11 exons. Gene Ontology annotation, molecular function: protein binding. Gene Ontology annotation, biological process: complement activation. The record is from RefSeq and is a predicted model, not a curated record. NCBI's taxonomy places the organism in Eukaryota, Metazoa, Chordata, Actinopteri, Blenniiformes, Blenniidae. The coding region runs from base 2 to 1762 and encodes 586 amino acids.
CAUGAGGAUUGAGGCUGCUCUUCCAGCGGGCUUGUGUGUCCUGUGUCUCACUCUGACACUUCUUGGGGAAGGAAUGGGACAAAUACUUGCUGAUCCACCUGCGGUGACGUGUCAGUGGAGUCAGUGGUCAGAGUGGAGUGCUUGUGAUGCCUGCACGAAAACAAGCAGGCGCUCUCGGACCGUAGAGGUGUUUGGGCAGUUCGGGGGUGAGUCCUGCCAGGGGUCAGUGGGGGACAGGAAGUUCUGUGUACCUGACACCGUGUGUGAGUCUCCACCUCCUGCUGUGUGCUCGGACACGGAGUUCCAGUGUGAGUCAGGACCGUGUAUUAAGAAUAGGUUAAUGUGCAACGGGGACUACGACUGUGAAGACGGAUCAGACGAGGACUGCGAGCCUGUGCGCAAACCCUGCGGUGACACAGUGUUAGAUACCAAUGAGCAGAGCAGGACGGCGGGAUACGGAGUCACGGUCUUGGGUGCAGAUCCUCGAAUGAACCCCUUCAACAACGACUUCUUCAAUGGGAGGUGUGAACGAGUGAGGAACCCUUACUCUUUGAAGAACGACAGACUUCCUUGGAACGUCGGUGUGUUCAACUAUCAGACGCUGGUGGAGGAAACCGUGUCCAGAGAGAUUUAUGAAGACACACACACUCUCCUGAGAGAGCUGCUGAGGGAGAUGAGUUUCAACAUCGACGCUGGCCUUUCUUUCAAGUUCAACCUGAAUGAGAAAUCCCUGUCCAAUUUUUCUGGUGGCAUUAAAGCAGGAUUUGAGUAUGAAAAGAAAACAAUGAUUAAAAAAGUGUCUGAACUGACACAAAUCCAGAACAAGAGCUUCAUGCGGGUGAAGGGCCGAGUCCAGCUGAGCACCUACAGGCUUCGCUCCCGUGAGCUGCAGGUGGCCGGUGAAUUCCUGGAGCACGUCAAAUCUUUGCCCUUGCAGUACGAGAAGGGGAUUUAUUUUGCCUUCCUGGAAGAUUAUGGCACCCACUACACCAAAAACGGAAAGUCGGGGGGCGAAUAUGAGCUGAUUUAUGUUCUGAACCAGGACACCAUCAAGCUAAGAAAUCUCACGGAGAGGAGCGUUCAAGAAUGCAUCAAAUUAGGAAUCUCUGCAGAUUUUGAUGCCGUCACUGUGAAGGCUGGAAAGGCGCAUUUCAAUCUGAAUGAUUGUAACAAUGAUUCCUCAAAGACUGACGUUAAAACCGAUGGAAAGGCCCUGGUGGAUCAGGUGAUGACAUCAGUCAAAGGGGGGUCUCUUGAGAGUGCUGUGACCAUGAGGGCUAAACUGAAUCGAGACGGACACAUGGACAUCGCAACAUAUCAACAGUGGGCCCGAAGCAUCGCGGAUGCCCCUGCACUGCUCAGCAGCGAGUCAGAGCCCAUCUACAUGCUUAUCCCGCUGGACGCGCCAGAGGCCAACGCCAGGAUAUCGAACCUGAAACGGGCCACGGCCGACUACGUGGCGGAAUACAACGUGUGCAAGUGUAAGCCCUGUCAUAACGGAGGCACUCUCACUCUGCUGGACGGGAAGUGCCUGUGUCUGUGCCCUCACCUGUUUGAAGGCCUGGCCUGCCAGAAUUACAAGGGCGAUAAAGCCAGAUACCAAGGUACGAGGCCGACUGUGAAUUCGGAGGGUAACUGGUCGUGCUGGUCCGCCUGGUCCAGCUGCAGCGGAGGAAGGAGAAGCAGGACGCGGCGCUGCAACACAGACGGGCUUCUGGGGGCUGCUUGCAGAGGAGACACAAACAGUAUGGAGUACUGCUGAGCCGAUGGACCACUUUCCCCACAACUGCUGCUUUUGUGUUCCCCCUCCCAGUGCUUCCUGUGAGCUGAAUGUGUGGCUAUAACAACUGUAAAUAUAUGCACAUGAUAAGUCCUGUGUAGCA